CUAGAGUAUGCUGCUCUUGAUGCAGCUGUCCUCGUUCACAUAUUCAGGCAAGUCCGCAGCAAUUCCCAUCCUGCUUCUGAUGUGCAAAUGAAAAUUGAGUGGAAAUCCUACAUUGUAUACCACAUGGAUAACCUGAAAAAGACCAAGGAGGAAACUAGAAGUAAAAAGGAGCCUGAUGCCGGGGCUUGUGACACUUGA
Molecule: messenger RNA, 198 nt
Organism: Ilex paraguariensis (yerba mate)
Lineage: Eukaryota; Viridiplantae; Streptophyta; Magnoliopsida; Aquifoliales; Aquifoliaceae
Source: the annotation of a GenBank genome assembly